Molecule: messenger RNA, 1131 nt
Organism: Cebus imitator (Panamanian white-faced capuchin)
Lineage: Eukaryota; Metazoa; Chordata; Mammalia; Primates; Cebidae
Gene: GPHB5
Product: glycoprotein hormone subunit beta 5
Exons: 2
Coding region: 162-554 (130 amino acids)
Biological process (GO): G protein-coupled receptor signaling pathway; regulation of thyroid hormone receptor signaling pathway
Cellular component (GO): cytoplasm; extracellular region
Molecular function (GO): hormone activity
Source: RefSeq, a predicted model, not a curated record
UACCUGUGUUGCAGUUUGUGGGCAUUUACAAUUUCUGGGCUCAUCUUCCCUGAAAUGCUAGGAGCAAGGUCCCUUUGAUAGUGACCAAUGCAUGGUUGGCUGCCCCACUGAAGGCCACUGGGUCUGUUAAACUCUCUCCUUUCCCUCUUCGGAAGAGCGGCAUGAAGCUGGCAAUCCUCUUCCUUGGCCCCAUGGCCCUCCUCCUUCUGGCUGGCUGUGGCUGUGUCCUCGGCACCUCCAGUGGGAACCUGCGCACCUUUGUGGGCUGUGCCGUGAGGGAGUUCACUUUCCUGGCCAAGAAGCCAGGCUGCAAGGGCCUUCGGAUCACCACGGAUGCCUGCUGGGGUCGCUGUGAGACCUGGGAGAAACCCAUUCUGGAACCCCCCUACAUUGAAGCCCAUCAUCGAGUCUGUACCUACAACGAGACCAAACAGGUGACCGUCAAGCUGCCCAACUGUGCCCCGGGAGUUGAUCCCUUCUACACCUAUCCCGUGGCCAUCCGCUGUGACUGCGGAGCCUGCUCCACUGCCACCACGGAGUGUGAGACCAUCUGAGGCUGGCACGGUCUGCGGAGCCCAGCCAGUGGCCUGAGUCUCACAGACCCACCUGUGUGAGCAGCACAAGCAGUUAUACUUCCUGGAUGCAAGGCUGUUUAAUUUCGACCAUACCCAUGGAGGAGGUUACCUGUCACCCCUUAGGUCCAGCUCAGGCAAAAGGCCCAGAUGCAGCCUACUUAUGUUAAAAGUGCAAAACAAUAUUUGUGUCUUCACCAAAAUAAUUUCUCCAGUUCAUAUACCGGCAAAUUAAUUUUUCUUUGCCUUGAUUCUUGGAACAUAAUUUGUGUAUCACAAUCCUUGCCCAAUUUGGACUCAUAAUAUGCUAAUGAUUUAAACAUACUGGGUGUAAUUAGGAAAUGGGGCUGGAAAGUGAAAGUCUUUAAAUUCUCAUGUUCUGUUUAACCACUGACUCCAACGGAUUUAGGAUUAAAGGACUAUAAAUGAAUAAAACCCACGCACUGGUCUUCCUUACCUCAGAGGAGCUCCAACUGCAAUCUUCUUUAGGGAAAAUGCUCCCUUACCCCUUUUAACUGAGCAAUUAUCUACACAAGAAAUAGAAAGUGCUCAGAUAAAA